Messenger RNA from Diabrotica balteata, 852 nucleotides. The record is from the annotation of a GenBank genome assembly. Lineage: Eukaryota; Metazoa; Arthropoda; Insecta; Coleoptera; Chrysomelidae.
AUUAUUGGAUACCAUGAAAAUGACGGGAACAACCAUAGCCAACCAAAGACAGCCUGCCAGUUUUGCAAUUAGUGAUAUUUUAGAAUUAGAUAGACAAAAUAGUGAAGAAAUAGAUCCAAUAACGACAGAUAUGUCCGUUUACCCCACACACCACGACCUUUCCUAUUCGACUAGACAUCAGUGGCUUCAAGUACCUGAACCUGGAAUGCAUCACGCACCACCACACCUAACCAUUCCACCUCAUUCGUCGCAACUAAGCCCAGACAGCACCAGCCCCGCAAUAUCAGAGAGAUCCAGCGUCCCUCCAGACACGCCGCUCGGCGACUCUAACAUGACAAAUCCCCUCAAUCAAGCUCCUUCCUCGAUGGGAACGAUCAGCGAAGGAGAAAUGGAAGAACAAGAUGACAUUAAGGAAGAAGAAGGAGAACAACAAUCUAACGGACCGAAGAAAAGGAAAAGGAGAGUUCUGUUUUCGAAAGCGCAAACUUAUGAGUUGGAAAGGAGGUUUAGGCAACAAAGGUAUCUCUCAGCUCCCGAGAGGGAGCAUUUAGCGUCAAUAAUUAGGCUCACUCCAACGCAGGUGAAAAUUUGGUUCCAGAAUCAUAGAUACAAGACUAAGCGAGCCCAACACGAAAAGGGCAUGCACGAUCAACAAAACAACCCCAUGCCAUCCCCAAGGCGAGUAGCAGUCCCGGUCCUCGUCCGUGACGGCAAACCAUGCUUAGCAGGCGGCCAAAAAACCGACAACGUUCCCUUACCAAGUUCGAUGAUGAUGGCGAACCACGCGGCUCAUCCUUUAAUGUACGGCCAACCCAGGGUUUGGUGGUAGAACAUAUCAGUAGAGAUGGUUAA